Molecule: messenger RNA, 1266 nt
Organism: Adelges cooleyi (spruce gall adelgid)
Lineage: Eukaryota; Metazoa; Arthropoda; Insecta; Hemiptera; Adelgidae
Product: phosphate carrier protein, mitochondrial-like
Exons: 2
Coding region: 132-1169 (345 amino acids)
Biological process (GO): mitochondrial phosphate ion transmembrane transport
Cellular component (GO): mitochondrial inner membrane
Molecular function (GO): phosphate transmembrane transporter activity
Source: RefSeq, a predicted model, not a curated record
GGCAUUCUCCGUUCACGUCACAGGUGUUUGUUCAGGCCCUGAUUGUCUUACCAAUUUACACGGCGUCCGUCCACGUUUUUUGACUGCUGUCAAAAGGAAAACCCGUUCGAUUUGUCCAUACACCGGUCAACAUGAUUUCGCCAAUCUAUCCAUUGCAAAAAUCUUCUGACCAAAAAAACGACAUGGACAACAAGUAUCCUCAAUUUAGUGCUCACCUCGUACCAGGUAGAACGAUUGCCGCUGCAGCAGCUGCCAACCCAGACAGCUGCGAGUUUGGAUCGCCAAAAUACUUUGCCCUCUGCGGUUUGGGCGGUAUUGUGUCUUGCGGCUUGACGCACACGUUGGUAACGCCUUUAGAUUUGGUCAAAUGCCGUCUUCAAGUUGACGCAGCCAAGUACAAGAAUCUUAUUAAUGGAUUCAAAGUGACAAUGGCUGAAGAGGGUGCCAGAGGAUUAGCCAGAGGCUGGGCUCCUACUGCCAUCGGUUAUUCAAUUCAAGGCUUAGGGAAAUUUGGAUUGUACGAAUACUUCAAAAUCCUGUACGCCAAUGCCAUUGGCGAGGAAAACGCUUACUACUGGCGGACGUCGCUUUACUUGGCAGCUUCUGCAUCUGCCGAACUAUUUGCCGACAUUGGUCUUGUUCCAUUAGAGUCGAUUAAAGUGAAAAUCCAAACCACACCCGGUUUUGCAAGAACCAUGCGUGAAGCUGUUCCAAAAAUGGUUCAACAAGAGGGUGUGUCUGCGUUCUUUAAAAGUUUAGUGCCACUGUGGAUGAGACAAAUUCCAUACACCAUGAUGAAGUUUGCUUGUUUCGAACGAACUGUCGAGUUGAUUUAUAAGCACGUUGUUCCUAAACCAAGGGCCGAUUGUAGUAAAGGAGAGCAGUUGGUUGUUACAUUUGCUGCUGGGUACAUUGCCGGAGUCUUUUGUGCCGUUGUUUCUCACCCUGCUGAUACGCUCGUAUCAAAAUUAAACCAAGAAAAAGGCGCUUCUUCCGUUGAAGUAUUGAAGAAAAUCGGAUUUGGUGGAUUAUGGAAAGGUUUAGGGCCAAGAAUCAUUAUGAUUGGUACUCUGACUGCUCUCCAAUGGUUCAUAUACGACUUUGUUAAAGUCUCUUUGAACAUGCCUCGACCUCCGCCGCCAGCACCGCCUAAGGGAAAGAAAGAAUAGACCAAUUAUUUAAUUAUCAAUGGUACUCAUAAUUUAUAUUAUUAAGAAUAUAUUUUUUCAAUGUUAUUUGUAAUAAAGUUACUUACAUUUUUGGAAA